Molecule: messenger RNA, 4467 nt
Organism: Melitaea cinxia (Glanville fritillary)
Lineage: Eukaryota; Metazoa; Arthropoda; Insecta; Lepidoptera; Nymphalidae
Product: hornerin
Exons: 7
Coding region: 1-4422 (1473 amino acids)
Cellular component (GO): nucleus
Source: RefSeq, a predicted model, not a curated record
AUGGAUCCAGUAGGACCAUGGUCAGCAUAUGCUUCGUACAAUCGGCUAGCAGGAGUACAAGCUGGUGCUGCAAGUGGGGAUUUUCAUCACCAUCUAGCAAGUGGUGGUACUGGAUUGGGCAGUCAAACAGUGCCUUCUACAACAAGCCAAUUACUUCUUCAAGCAGCUCAUACGACAGCAUCAUUAGCAGGCCAAUUAGGGUCAUCAACUGCUUCACCUUUUAAUCCUGGCGGAUUUCUCUCCCCACCUGCUGUGGGAUAUGAUGCAGUAUUUUCACCUUUAUUUCAUCAUGCAAACCCGAAACCAGCUCAUUAUAGUUCAUCACUUCAAGCUCAACACCGCCAAGUGAUUGCACAAGCUCAAGCGGCUGUAGCAUCAAAACAGUCCUCAGUUGAAACUGAAAUCUCAUCAUUAAGAGAAAGUUAUUCACAUCAAACUCUAGCUGCACAAGGAUCUUCAUUUUUUGAUCAACCCUCUACUCCAGGCAGUACAGCAGGAUUAAGUUGGCAAGGAAAUAAUCAACUUCCUAGUCCGUUUGGAAUUCUACCUCAUGAAAGUGUUGUGCCCUCUUCUCCGAGUCCUGCAACAACAAAGGCAUCAGCAACAUAUGAAAACUUUAAUGCUCACUUUGCUGCUGCACAAUCUCUUAACAAUCACCUCAACUCUCAAAUUUCCAGCACUGGUAAACAAACAAAUAGGUCUGGCUCACCAGCCGCUGUAUCUAAACAACCUGCAUCAUCUUCAUCAUCAACUUUUUUUCAAUCACCUUCAUCUUUUGGAAAUCAGACUGAUAGUUCAUAUAGUACAAGUGGUGCAAAAAGUGGUCAACUAUCAUCACAGCAGGAUUAUGCAGGAAGUAAGUCCUAUUCAAGUUCUGCAAGUAACACUUCUCACUCUCAGCAAUCGUGUAUUGUGUCAACUCCAUCAGUAACCUCUUCCUCUACACCACCCAGUAAAGAUUACCGCUCUUCCUCUACAACACCCACACGACCUUCAGCAUCAAUUUAUAAUUCCCAGUCCCCUAAAGCUGCCUCUAAUGAAAAGAAUUCUCGUAGCUUGACCUGUAGUAGUAGUGGUUUUGUAUCGCCCACGUCUAAACCUCCACAGAUACAGACAAAAGCACAAAGUAAAGUAUAUCCUGAACUCGGCAGUGAACAGAGAAAAAGUUGUGAAUCAAAUGAUAAACUCCAACCCCAAUCUUCUCCUAUAAGUUACUCUAUUAUGGAUGCUCCUGGAAGGAUGAACUAUAGCGGAAAUAGUGGAAGCUCUUCUAAAUCAAAUAGAAUUGGUUCUACUCAAUAUUCAUCUUCCCAGAGUUCUAGUUUUAGGCAUUAUCAAAGUGGUAAUAAUGUAGAGUCUGAGUAUCAUGUUCGAGCAAAAAGUAGCUCUAGUACAGAUACAGGCUAUUCUAGCAGUAGUUCUCAAAAUGGUCCAGACUGUAGUGUUGUUGUAGCCAGAAGGCAAAGUCCUUUACAAACAGCCCCUGAAACUUCACCAUUGGGACAUGGUUCUAGUCCGGCUUAUCCCAUGUAUCAUAGCCCUAUGAAUUCUAUAAAUUCCCCACAACAGCAUGGAGAUCAUUAUAGUAAAGUAAACAAUGCAGCUCCAAGAUCACCACUUGAUGCUUCUAUUUCGAGGCCUCCUUCGCAAAAUAGUCAAGUGGCAUAUCCUUCUGUUAUAACAAGAGCUUUGGGUAUAGAACAAAGUAAAUCAUUUAGUGAAAAUAGAUAUGACCGUAAUCAAAAUUCUAGCCAAAGUUGUUGGGAUAGCGAAAGGCAGUCAAACAGAAAAUUCAGUAGUAAUGGUAAUAGUACUAAUUCUAGUAAUUAUAAUAAUGGUUUAUCUGAAAGCAAUACCCAUGAAAAGUCAACUACUCAAUCUCAAAAUUCCACUGAUAGAAGCUUAAGUUUAUCUGACAAACACCAACACCCCUAUAUUGAUGGUAGUAAUGUAGCUUUGCAAGAUCUUUCCAGUUGUCGUGGUGAUCCUAUGAGUAUAGUAAAAAAUUUACAAAACUUACAACAGAGUUGCCAAUUACUAGAAGUUAAAGCUUCUAAGAGUCAAACUCCAUUAUCCAGUAUACCAGUGACUACUAAAGCUGUUACCCGUCGAAAAAGUACAGAAAAAUCUCCUCAUACAAAUAUAAAUGAAAUCUCGAAUGCUGUGAUGGCUGAUUACUUGGCAAAUAGAAUACCUCCUCCAGCUCAUAGUUCUACUAGUAAUCAACAGCAAAAUGGUUACUUAGAUUUCGAGAGGUGGAAUCUUCCACCCCCACCCCCGAAAAUGUUUCCUGGCACAUCUGCUUUUGGAUCUCAAGCGCCCCUACAUGCUACAAAUUUUGCUAACCAACAUCAGGCUCUAGCAAUGCAACAUGGACAUGCACUCACAUAUUUCCCACCUUUCCAUCUAGGUCCUCAUCCUGAUUUCCAGUCCUCUGUGGAGUUAACACCGUUAUCAUCGUUUAGCGAGACUCCACCUUCGGCUUCCUCAUCAUCUUUUUCAACACCAGAAACUCGUGAAGAGGAACAGCCUAAGGUGGUAGUACCUAAUAUAGAAGAAGAACUUGGUUUCCUUGCAGAACAACGAGCAAAUACUGCAUCGUCGGUAGCACCCUCUUCACAGCAGCAGAACAUUAACAGCACUUCCCAAGACGCUACUUCAAAAAUAAUGGAAAAAAAGUUUAACGUUCCCGUCACGGGCCCAGGUUCAGGUUUCAUGGCUUCUUAUUUAAAAUUUUUACAAGGAGAGCGAGAUACAUCUCCUCCGCCUGCCGGCAGGGGCGCCAGAAAGUCGACUUGGUCGCGAACCACGAACAGUACCACGAACAAAGUAUACACUAACGACCACAAUAAGAGUCAGUGUGAGGCAAAUACCGCUCAACAGAGUACCAACGGCGCGAUGGCUUCCAAUAACGCACUAAACGCAGGUAUGUCUCUGAGCAAUCCCGUCAUGAGCUCCUCGGCGAACAUGAGUUCGACAGGUCUGCUCGGCACGAACCAAUUGCACGGCGUGCCGCCGAACGUACUCGGCUCGCAAGCGAAAAACGUCGAGCUAGACGACCCUCGCUACUACAAUCUAAACAAAGAUAGAAAAAGAAAGUACGACGGCUCGGACGAGUCGGCGUACGACGCGGACGAGGAGGCGCGGCGGCUGAACAAGCCGGUGCUGAACGUGCCCAGCACGCCGCUGAGCGACAAGGGCAAGAAGGGGCGCGCGGCGGGCGCGGGCAAGCCGCCGGCGGCCGCCGUGGCGCCGCAGCCGGCCGCGCCCAAGAAGCCGCGCGCGCCCGCGCCGCCCGCCGCGCUGCAGGCGCCGCAGCAGCAGUACUAUUACCAGCACCAGCCCGAUGAAGUUACUGCACACGCAGCUGGAUUGGGUUACAGUGCAUAUGGAACUGCAGAAAACGAUGCUAAUUCAAACAGAAAAUUGCACCAUAUAAAAUCGCAUCAACAAGUAUCAAGCUCAGGGCAAAUAGAUAAUAAUAGACCUAUUGAAGAAAUGCCCUAUCAGUCGGGAGAGUUUGUAGCGAUAAAAAGUGAGUUAAAUGAGAUGUGGCCAGCAAUAUGGAGAGUGGAUGGUAAAACGCUGUUGCAAAAGUAUGAACCUUUCGAGGAAAAUGGGAAAGUAUUAUAUAGAAAUAUAUCAACGUAUGCUGCAUGGAAUCCUGAAAAUAAGAAACUAUAUACUCAAGUCCCAGUCAAAGUUCGAUCACAAUCUCAUUUAGAAACUAUAGUUGAAUUAGCAAGAAGUGAGCUUCCACUCGACGAUUGUAAUUUUAUAGAAAAGCGAAUGUUAGAAACUCAAAUAUAUCAAGAGAAUUUUGAAGUAUAUAUACAAACGUUAAUAUCGCAUGCACUGGAUCCCAAUUUCUUGACGGAAAUUUUUCAAGAACAAGACGAGUACUUCCUGUCGAACGUGAAGACGGUGGACGAGGUGACGGAGGCGAUGCGCGCGCGCGUGGCGGGCGGCGCGGCGGCGCGCGCGCUGGACGCGGCGGCGGGCACGUGGCCGGGGCUCAGCGUGGCGGCGGGCGCGGGCGCCUGCCGCGCCUGCGCGCGCGCCGCCGCCGCGCGCCUGCUGCUCUACGGCCAGCCCUACAACCCCGCCACGCUCGAGCCCGUGCAGCCGGACGCGCGCCUCGCCUACGAGAAGGAAUUCCUAGUUUGUACGACGUGUUGUGGUCGUGUGCAAUUGUAUUCAAGAAUAUCACAUCAAAAGUACCUGAUGUAUGCAGAGUGUAGUAAACGAGUGGCAGAGAAAAGGAUGCAGAAUCCCAGUAAAGACACGACAGUUAUUCUUAAUGAAUUAUUAGCUGACGAAGUGUGGCUAUCUCAGUUGUUCCGUGACGUGCGGCAUUCGUGGGCAGAGGCGGAAUCGUGGGAACGUAAGAUGCGACACGCGAUGUCUAGACAAAUGAUUUAACGUUAACAUUCGCCAAAAGUGUACAAAACACGCCUAAAGGACAAU